Molecule: messenger RNA, 1850 nt
Organism: Sturnus vulgaris (Common starling)
Lineage: Eukaryota; Metazoa; Chordata; Aves; Passeriformes; Sturnidae
Source: RefSeq, a predicted model, not a curated record
AUGGGGCGAGCGGGACGGGCGGAGCCCCUGGCCCAGCGGGACGAGGCGAGCGGGGCGGGCCGAGCCCCUGGUCCGGGCGGAACGAGGCGAGCGGGGCCGGGCGCCGCCGGCGCCGCUGAGGGACGAGCCCGGGGCCGCAGCGAGUGCCAUGUUAGGGCAGAGCCGCCCUGGCCGGGCGCCCGGCGCGCCAGGUUCGGCUCGCUCCUGCCUGGGCUUGUUCGUCACGGAAGAAAACGUGUGUGUGGAGAGUUGAGGAAAGCUGCGCUCACAAAGCUGGCCCUGGGCAGCGCAGAGGCCGAGCUGGGUACGGGGCACAGCCCCGGGCCGGGCCGGCUCCGAACACACAGCCUGCGGUACCGGCACGGCUCCGCGCCGUUCCUUGUCAAUCGCUUCUGCCUAAAGCAGUUCCAGUGGAGAAUGUCCAUCCUGGCUUUAAAAUCACAUCGCUGCCAUAAGAAAAAGCAUCUGCCGGAGCUCACGGACAGGCCGGGCCCCGGGGGGGGGCUCUCAUGGCAUCACCGCAUCCCUCGUUGGCGCCCCCGGUCACCCGAGUCCUCAGCGGCAGCGCCCCCUGGCGGCAGCGGUUGGGCACCUCGGGCCCGAGGUCCCGACCCUGGCUGCGGCGGAAGUGACGAACACUAUGGCGGAAGUGACGCAGCGCUAUGGCGGAGGCGCCGGGUGCACCGGAGGGUGAGCGGUGGGGCCGGACGGGGCGGGACGGGCCCCCCGCCCGCAGCACUCGCGGCCCAUUUCUCGCUGUCCCUUGCAGAGUGCCCCGGGACCGGCAGCGCCCAGGCGGGCAGAGCGGCCGCCUGCCAGGGAUGUCCCAACCAGGGGCUGUGCGCGGCCGGCGCGGCCGGGCCGGACCCGGCGGAGGCGGCGGAGCUGCGGGAGCGGCUGCGGGCGGUGCGGCACAAAGUGCUGGUGCUGUCCGGCAAGGGCGGCGUGGGCAAGAGCACCUUCAGUGCCCUCCUGGCGCACGGGCUGGCGGCGGACGAGAACAAGCAGGUUGCUCUGUUGGACAUAGAUAUCUGCGGGCCAUCGAUUCCUAAAAUAAUGGGUCUAGAAGGAGAACAGGUUCACCAGAGUGGAUCUGGGUGGUCUCCAGUGUAUGUUGAAGAAAACUUAGGUGUUAUGUCAGUGGGGUUCUUGCUUAGUAGUCCUGAUGAUGCUGUCAUCUGGAGAGGACCAAAAAAGAAUGGGCUGAUCAAGCAGUUUCUGCGUGAUGUGGACUGGGGUGAAGUGGAUUACCUGAUCGUGGACACGCCCCCAGGAACAUCAGAUGAGCACCUGUCCAUCGUGCAGUACCUCAGUGCCACCCACAUCGACGGUGCUGUCAUCAUCACCACCCCCCAGGAAGUGUCACUUCAGGACGUUCGGAAGGAGAUCAAUUUCUGCCGCAAGGUGAAGCUGCCCAUCAUCGGUGUUGUGGAGAACAUGAGUGGCUUUGUGUGUCCCAAGUGUAAGAAUGAAUCUCAGAUCUUUCCCCCAACUACUGGUGGUGCAGAGAAGAUGUGCCAGAACUUAAGUGUUGCUCUCCUGGGUAAAGUGCCUCUGGAUCCACAGAUAGGAAAGAGCUGUGACAGAGGCCAGUCUUUCUUGGCUGAAGCACCCGAGUCUCCAGCUACAUUGUCUUACAGGAAUAUCAUUCAAAGAAUUCAGGAAUACUGUGAACAACACCAUUUGCAAGAAGAAAAGAUAAUGUAAUCUGUAAAUGGAAAAAAAAUUCUUCAUUUUUGUUAAUUCAUAAUUAUAGAAAAGUAACUUAUGCCUUGAUUUAUUAAAGGAAUGCAUUCUUUUUGUAUAUUGCAAAUAAAUUCGUAAUAUAAAGGCCUUUGUUUAUUCCAAAA